Colletotrichum orchidophilum is the source of this 1485-nucleotide messenger RNA. Its product is annotated as Di-sulfide bridge nucleocytoplasmic transport domain-containing protein. Gene Ontology annotation, biological process: nuclear envelope organization; lipid homeostasis. The coding region runs from base 1 to 1485 and encodes 494 amino acids. The record is from RefSeq and is a predicted model, not a curated record. The transcript has 3 exons. Gene Ontology annotation, cellular component: nuclear membrane; nuclear envelope. NCBI's taxonomy places the organism in Eukaryota, Fungi, Ascomycota, Sordariomycetes, Glomerellales, Glomerellaceae.
AUGGAUCGCCGCACCUACGAAAGUCCCAUGGAAUGGGAAUACCAGGACCGGGGCCCUCUGGAUGCGACCAGCCCAUUUUCACACAUUGCGAAAAGUAGCACUCAGAAUAUUUUCAACUCGCCCAACAAGUUCGCAGCGAGCUCCAAGCCGAACCCUUUCUCUAGCCCAUCCAAGCCGAAUCUCUUCGCAAACACCCCGUCGAAGCCACUUCCAGCCCUACCGCAGACGUCUCUCUUCUCUCCUAGAAUACAGAGCAGCAAUACGGCGCCGCCGUUUCGAAACCCUGCCUUCACCACCCCGCGCAAACCGUUCGAUGAGAGUGCCUUUUCGGAAGCUUCAGGCGCAGAGACCAGCCCCGCCUUGACGGAAAAUUCGGAAUUCCCAGAGGACACACCCGACGUCGAUAGAUUCGGCGACAUGAACGUGGGCACCAUUGCGGCAUCCAAGGUCAAUAAGAACCUUCGCUACGGCAAGGCUGGCCUUCAAUCAUUGAAGCGCCAUGUGCCAGGCAAGGGGGAGAUCGCUCGAGGCGGACGCGACUACUCCGCUAUAAGGAAGCGGAAGCGGCACAACAUGGACAAAGAUGUUGGCAGCGUGCGGUACCACGGAUCGCAGGAUUGGGAUGAUUCGGAAGAGGACUCGGACGACAGUGGGUCCCAUUCGGCAGGUGCGCGUGGUGGCAAGGGUAUCAAGAAGAAGAGGAAGAACGGUCGCGGCUGGAUCGCCAACCUCUUCCACACACUGGAGGAACACCCGAAUGCGCCUGAAAACCUCUAUCGCUGGAUUCAACUCCUCGUCAACUGCGUCAUUGUAUCGGCCUUUGUGUUCUUCUGCUGGACCAUCUUCGAUACUGUCCGGUCGGAUAUCCGAACCGCCAACGACGCAGCUCGGUUGGACAUUGAGAACAGGAUCUCCGAGUGCCGGGCGGAGUACACCCUGAACGAAUGCAUCAAAAAGGACCGCCCUGCUCUGAAGGCCAUGUGCGAUGAGUGGUACGAGUGUAUGAUCCAGGACUCGUCAGCCAUCAUGAGAGUUCGGGUCACGGUCAAGCAAAUCGCCGAAAUCCUCAACGAAUUUGCUGGUGCCAUGCAAGUCAAAGCUUGGGUAUUCUUCUUUGGCAUCCUUUUCCUCUGCAUCGUCGCCAACAACCUUACUCUGGGUCGUAUGGCGAAUAAUGCCGGUCCAACCCGUCCCGUGCCAUCGCACCGCGCUACGUCUGGGGUGGCUCCUGAGCCAUCGGUGAUUCCGGAGCCUUCCCAGGCGUAUAUGUGGGUUCCCAUCCAGACGCCAUCGCACCGUCGACACCUUCAAUAUAACAACGACGACACCGAUACCGACGGUGCAUCGCCACCAAAGAUGAAGAUGAUCAUGCCACCACGAACUCCUUCGGGACGUCGCAGCCCAAGUAAGGGUGACCGCGACCGUUUGCGAAGCCCAACGAAGUAUGGAGGAGGAGGAGGUCUGAGCCCCAUGAAGGGUUACUAA